Messenger RNA from Diaporthe batatas, 1634 nucleotides. RefSeq lists its product as uncharacterized. The transcript is spliced from 3 exons. Gene Ontology annotation, molecular function: 8-oxo-dGDP phosphatase activity. The record is from RefSeq and is a predicted model, not a curated record. The coding region runs from base 261 to 1322 and encodes 353 amino acids. NCBI's taxonomy places the organism in Eukaryota, Fungi, Ascomycota, Sordariomycetes, Diaporthales, Diaporthaceae.
CGCCUUUCGGGUCCUCUUGUCUCAAACUACAGGUGCUCUCCAAGUCCAAGGGUGAACCGCACCCCGGGGGGGUGUCUGCACGUCUGACCCGACAUCAGGGUUUCGUUACCCUGAGUACCUAGGCCUCAGUCAGCAAACCUCCAAGCUUCAGGUAACAGACGGCCGUAACAGAAGAGUUUCGGUCCUGCCUUUUUCGCAAGGUAUUGGGCUGUCCCCACUGGCUGUCGGAAUCUCAAAAUCAGACCAACAACCACCCGAAAAUGGCAGCCGCUCAGCCACCCAAGAGCUACUUGGACAUCAUCAACGAGACCGACAGUUUCCCACACGUGGACAUCCUUCAACUGCCACAUCUUGCAGAUUUCCAUACGGACUACUAUGCAUUUCUGCUGCCUGAUGAUGCCAGGCCGCACGGCUUCAUCCCAGCAAGUGUCGUUGCUCAGAUGCCCUGGACCGCUGACUUUGUCCUGAGUACUACCGGAGAGCUCCCCCGAACAGUGCAGCUGCUUGACACGUCCAAAGGAACGGACACAGCGGCGGCCUGCAACGCCUCACUCGCCCAGCUCAUCGACACCGCUCAAGCUCAAGGUCUCUUCCCCAAGACGCUCGGCCGGAAGCCCAAGGGUGAGGACUUCAGAAUAAUGGGUGCUAUGAACUACCAGGGCAAGAACGGUCUGAUCCAGAUGCAGCGUUCUGCUGCGCCCCUUUUCGGAAUCGCCAAUCGCGGCUCGCACAUGACCAUGUUUGUCAGGUCAAAGGAGGCCGGGGAGAUCAAGAUCUGGGUUCCUCGUCGGAGCCGUCAUCUGGCCACAUACCCAGGGAAGCUUGACAACACGGUUGCGGGAGGCACGAGGGCCGAAGAGUCACCGCUAGAGUGCAUUGUCCACGAGAGUGAUGAAGAGGCGUCCCUGCCGGCAGACUUCGUUAGCAAGCAUGUCAAGGCCGUCGGUUUAGUGACUUACGUGACGCAGACCGGAAGUGGUGGCGGACAGGACCAGCAGGCUGCGGUUGGCGGCUAUGACACAGGACUCUGCGUUUCUGAUGUCAUCUAUGUAUAUGAUCUCGAGGUGCCAGCAGACCAGGUGGAUACAAUGGUUCCGAAACCUAGAGACGAUGAGGUUGAACAGUUCUACCUGUGGGAUAUUGAGACCGUCAAGCAGGCAAUGUUCAACGGAGAGUUCAAGGCCAACACGGCAAUGGUGAUGGUGGAUUUCUUCGUGAGGCACGGCAUCAUCACGGACGACAAUGAGGCGGAUUAUUUGGAGAUAGUGACCAGGCUCCGCCGCCCGCUGCCUGUUCCCCUCUCAGCGCCGUCAGAGGCUUAAACCACAGACCGGGAAACAGAAAGAUCAGUUUCACCAAGGCUAUCACAUGAAAUUGGGUAGCAGUCCCGUCCUGCCGGGACAUUGACCAAGAAGACAGGGACCCCCACCUCCGGCACGCCAAGAAUGGCGAUUUAAGCACGACAACUGACACCAUCCCCUAUCCGCAAACCGGAGGACCUACUGGCCAACCACGAAAGUGACCAAACUGCAUGUUUGCCGCACAAUCGGUACAUUUUAUACAACGUAUUGCGGCACAAGCCGCUGCAGGGCCCGUGUAAUAUUAUCCAAUGGUGGCGGGCGAGGUGAACCCUU